Messenger RNA from Arachis duranensis, 943 nucleotides. RefSeq lists its product as uncharacterized. Bases 83 to 703 code for a protein of 206 amino acids. The record is from RefSeq and is a predicted model, not a curated record. The transcript has 3 exons. NCBI's taxonomy places the organism in Eukaryota, Viridiplantae, Streptophyta, Magnoliopsida, Fabales, Fabaceae.
CCUUGAAUCCAUCAAAGAAAGGAAUCCAAUUUCGCAAUUGUGGUUGCAGAAGAGAAGAGUGCAGAGAAGGGCAACAACAUCAAUGGAAGAACCAAAAGCACCUGAAACUUCUCCUUCUCCUUCUUCUGCUGCUGCUUCUUCUGCACCGACAACAACUCAAAGUUCACAACUUCCUCCUCCUUCACCACCACCACCAACAACAACAACAACGAGUGGUGCUGCUAUUCCUUCUUCAACGAAGAAGAGGCCUCUCGAAUCUGAUUCUUAUUCCAACUACUACAAGAUUCGCGCACUUAUUCGAGACCUUCGCCCCCAUUUCAUCCAGGUUAUCCGAACUCCUGACUACAAAAAUAGCAAAGAAUCCCGAGAAAUUCGAGAACAAUUGAAGAUUGUUGUGAAGUUAUACGAUGAUAUGAAAGCGGAAGCAGUUUUGUUGGCAAAGUAUAAGCAAGAUGGCCAAACACAGCAAGAGCAGCAGCCUCAACAUAUGAAGUCUCCGGAGCAGAUUCAAGUUGAGAAAUCAUUCACCUCAAGGGCAUCAUCUGAAAUUAAGGUUACGGCACUGGCUGAAGAAGGUCAAGGAACAUAUGUAGUUGGUGGAUCGGCAUUUGGCUGGAAUUUCAUCACCUUUUCAGGGAAGGAAGCUGUCUAUUAUGGUAGGACAAAGGAACAAUUUCGAUCGACACAAGUGAGGACUCAGUAGUGCUGUGUCUCCGGGGAUUAACAAAGUAGUUUCAUUCAUUGAUAGAGGGUGCUGAAAAUCCUCAUCCACAAGUACAGUGUAGAAGAGGUUUACAUAGAACAUUUAUAUCAUUUAGUUUUCUAAUAUUUUGUUGCAAUUGACAUCUAAAAUUUUCCAAGAGGCAUGGCACAUGUGCUGUAACAUUGUUUUUUGCUGAGUUGGAUUAAUCUGAGUGCAGAAUUAUUAUUUUUUCGAUUAAAA